AUGUCAAUAGAAGUAGAUUCUGAUGAAACGAUUGAAAAUUUCUCUGAAUCCAGCAAAUCGAUUCCGGCCCACUUCAAGACACAUUCUGAAGCCAUUUAUACUAGCAUAAAAAAUACAUUAAAAGGAUACCAAAAAAAAGAAUUAUGUUUACUUAAAAUAAAUAAUCCAAAUUUAACUAAUAUUGAAUUAGCAAAUCAGUUUAAUAUUAGUUCAAAUUCAGUUAGAGAUAUACUCAAAAACUCUGACCAUUGGGUUAAUCUUGACUUAAAUAGUUAUGAGGCUAAUUUACAAAGAAACAAAACUCCAAAAUUUUUAGAAAUUGAACAAGCAUUAAAUCUAUGGGUUGAUAGAGCUUUAAAUGCUAAAAUGACAAUUACCGGAUAUACUUUAAUUGCACAAGCGCAACAAUUUGCUGAUAUUUUAGAUAUUACCAAUUUUAAAGCCUCAGAUGGCUGGUUAUCAAACUUUAAAAAACGUGCUGGUUUACGUGAAUUUAACCAUCACGGCGAAGCAAGUAGUGCACCGCUUGAAAAUUUACCUGAAUAUCGCAAUUCAUUACAAAAUUUAUUAGAUGAAUAG
Molecule: messenger RNA, 579 nt
Organism: Dentiscutata erythropus
Lineage: Eukaryota; Fungi; Glomeromycota; Glomeromycetes; Diversisporales; Gigasporaceae
Source: the annotation of a GenBank genome assembly